Homalodisca vitripennis (glassy-winged sharpshooter) is the source of this 1666-nucleotide messenger RNA. RefSeq names its product protoporphyrinogen oxidase (gene Ppox). Gene Ontology annotation, biological process: heme biosynthetic process. The record is from RefSeq and is a predicted model, not a curated record. Gene Ontology annotation, cellular component: mitochondrial inner membrane. Bases 202 to 1632 code for a protein of 476 amino acids. Gene Ontology annotation, molecular function: protoporphyrinogen oxidase activity, oxygen as acceptor. The transcript has 2 exons. Lineage: Eukaryota; Metazoa; Arthropoda; Insecta; Hemiptera; Cicadellidae.
GGAGAGUCUUUUCUUCAUCACCAGUGCAUUGUGGGGCAGUACCUGUAGUGAUAGCUGGAGACGUUUGUAAACAAACCCUCAGUAAUGUUGAUAUGUUAGAUCACCUAGUGCUGGUAUUCUUCUUGAAAUAGCAUGGUGCUAAUUAAUUGUGAAGGUGGUUUUAGAUCGUUACCAAUUUCCUCCAUCCUCUAAAAUUUUAAAAUGACAGCUGUACUAGGGGGAGGCAUUAGUGGACUCUCUGCAGCAUAUUACUUACUCAAAUCUGUUCCACAAAAAGUAACUAUAAUUGAAAGUUCAAAUGGGUUUGGAGGAUGGAUACGUUCUAUUAAAAAUCCAGAAAAUGGGUUUCUUUUUGAAAAAGGUCCUAGAACUGUUCGCCCAAGGGGACCACAAGGAAUGAACACUUUAUCGCUUAUUGAAGAGUUAAAUUUAAGCGACAAGGUCCUUCCAAUACCUACAAGCCACCCAACAGCACAGAAUAGGUUAAUUUAUGCUAAUAAAAAAUUACACACUCUACCAUCAAGUUUUUAUUCAUUGUUUAAAAUAUGUUCACCAUUUUCUAAGCCACUAAUUUUGUCUGCUUUUAAAGAUCUUACAACACCUAAAAUAAUACAAAAUGAUGAGAGUAUAUACAGUUUUGUUGAAAGAAGAUUUGGAAAAGAGAUAGCAGAUUAUGCUAUAAGCUCAAUGAUUUGUGGUAUUUGUGCUGGUAAUGCAAAAGAAAUUAGCGUCAAAUUUUUGAUGUCUGAAAUGUUUGAGUGGGAACAAAAGCACGGAUCUGUUUUGAAGGGAUUCUUUAAAAAAUCAUUCUCCGAUCCAAAUAACAAAAUGUUAAAUGAAGCAGCAAAAAGCUUUCUGGGCAAAAGAGCUGUUCAAGAAAAAUGGAGUGUAUGGACACUAAAAGAUGGACUGCAACAAUUUCCAGAAACUUUAGGAAAAGAAGUACAGAAGAGAGGUGCCAAAGUAAAAUUCAACUCUUUGUGCACAAAACUGGAUUUUCAUGGAAAAAAUCAGGUUACAUGUGUAAUUGAUGAUCAGAAGGGGCUAACUCUCAAUGGGAUGUUUGAGCAUGUAAUUUGUUCUUUGCCUGCACCCACAGUUGCACAUUUGGUGGCCGACCAACAUCCAACUCUAAGCAAAGAGCUUUUGGAAAUAAAGCAUGUUACUGUAGCAGUUGUUAACAUUGCAUACAGAGGAAAUCAUCUGAAACAAAAUGCUUUUGGAUUUUUGGCUCCCCCAAAAGAAAAGCUUCCAGUACUUGGAGUGAUAUUUGACUCUUGUAACUUUGACUACAAAGAAUGGACAGUUUUAACAGUAAUGAUGGGUGGACAUUGGUAUGAAGAGUACUUUGGACAAAGUGCCACAGAAGAUACAAUACUAGAGACUGCAUUAAGGGAAGUGGCUACAAUUCUUGGCAUCAAACAACAGCCAGAUUUCACACAUGUAUCUAUACUCAAGAACUGUAUUCCACAAUACACAUUAGGCCACCACGAUCGGGUCAAAAGAGUGAUGUCAUAUAUCAAAGACCACCAAUUGCCUUUAUCUCUCAUUGGAGCUUCUUAUCAUGGAGUGGGCAUUAAUGAUGUAAUUUUUUCAGCUAAAAAUGUCGUGGAUCAGUUAAAAAGGUUGUGAUUUUGUUAAAAUUAUAAAUGAUUUUAUAUUGUUA